ACACUUUUUCUUAGGACGUUAUAUUACAUCUGAUGAAACAGUUUGAGUCGAGGAUUAGAGGAGGACUCGAGGAUUAAUACUUUCUGAAACUUUCUCUGAGGAACUUGAACACACUGAAUAGAGAACCCCUGGCCACCACUGAUGAUCACACUGCCUCCAUAUGUGUGCCUUUGACAGAAUGUCUUAUAGUCAGAAUCAUUGGUUUAUCGGCACUGACCCGAGCUGACUUGCGCAGAGAGAGUUAUCAGUUUGUCUGUAUUAUCAGGUUGAAGCAUAUUCGAUGAAGAUAAAUUGAAGAAUAAGGUUGUGCUUUUAGAAGACUCUGGGGAAGAACAUACUUUCUUCUUGCUACACAAGUUGCAAUACGAAAAUUGCUGAAGGUUGAAGGGCCAAUGAGUGUUCUUAUUAUUGAAGCUUUCUAUGGAGGGUCCCAUAAACAGCUGGUGGAUCUGCUCCAAGAAGAGUUAGAAGAUUGUGUCCUUUACACCCUUCCUGCCAAGAAAUGGCACUGGAGAGCUCGGACAUCAGCUUUGUACUUCUCUCAGAAUAUUCCACUUAGUGAACGUUACAGGAUCCUCUUUGCAAGCUCAGUGCUUAACCUGACCGAACUGGCUGCCCUUCGGCCUGAUCUUGGGAAGUUGAAAAAGGUUCUGUACUUCCAUGAGAAUCAAUUGGUGUAUCCUGUCAAGAAAUGUCAGGAGAGGGAUUUCCAAUAUGGAUACAAUCAAAUUCUCUCCUGCCUGGUAGCGGAUGUGGUGGUAUUCAAUUCAGUUUUUAAUAUGGAGUCAUUUCUUACUUCUAUUGGAAAAUUUAUGAAGCUGAUUCCUGAUCACAGACCCAAGGAUCUGGAAAGUAUCAUCAGACUCAAAUGCCAAGUUAUUUACUUUCCCAUUCGAUUUCCUGAUGUGAGCAGAUUCAUGCCAGAGCACAAAGUUGCCCAUUUCCAGCAGAUGCGGAGUCCCGAAGGAAAGGGUGGCGUUUCUUCACUUGUGAUUCUCCCUUCCUUACAAGAGCAGGAUAGUUCUGAGAAGCUCUUGAAGAACUUGACCAUAGAGUCUGGACCUUGCAAAACUGCACAGCAAGGAAAUCUGGGUGUCUCACCAAUGCAGGGGUCCGACGUGAACGCAUGCACAUUACCAAAUAAUUCAAGCACACAUCCUGGAGAAAAUGAACCAAAUCUGACUCUUAUUCCGAGUGAUGUUUUGGCCGGAGCUGAUGAACAGUCAAGACCACUGCACAUUGUCUGGCCUCACCGGUGGGAGCAUGAUAAAGAUCCAGAAAGUUUUUUUAAGGUCUUACUACAUCUUAAGGACUUAGGACUCAGCUUUCAUGUAUCUGUCCUUGGAGAAACCUUUACUGACAUCCCAGCCAUAUUUCCAGAAUCCAAAAAGGCACUGGGAUCGUCUGUCUUACACUGGGGCUACUUACCCAGCAAAGAUGACUAUUUCCAAGUACUGUGCAUGGCUGAUGUUGUCAUCUCAACAGCAAAGCAUGAAUUCUUUGGAGUGGCAAUCCACUGAAGCAAAGACGGGCUCUGCAAAGGACCAGGUACUGAGGUUCCUCCCCACCGCCCUGGGCAGAUGGACCACUACCACUCGGCUUCACGCUGGCUCAUUUAGUGUUUUGCAAUCCUUAAUGUGCACAGCUGGCAGCUGAAUGCAGGUUUGAUACUAACAGUUUAGACAUCUUUAGAUGUAGCAGAUGGAAAAUUUUACACAAAUAAAGUAGGAGAAAGUGUGCAAUUAGGUUUUUAUCUGCAGUUACAUGAUGCAUCCUCUGUUUUAGUUUAGAACAUCACCUUAGUGGGUGGUCAUGAUCUUUCCUUGUAUCCAGGCCCUACCUUCUUGACACCACAUUUGACAUUGGCUAAAUGCCCAAGCACCAAACUUUUGUUUUUGUUGAGUGUGAAUGAAAUAGGGAAUGCAACAGUCAGCAAAGCAAAAGGCAUACCAUCAGUGAGAUUGUAACAGUCCAGUACAUUAUGGUUACAUUCCUUGUUAGUUAAAUCACUAUGGUAAAAUCCUUGGCAGGAUUUUUUUUCAAUAGUUUAUUCAUGAUGUUCAUUAUUAUGAGUUGUAAAGAGUAUGAGAAUUUCAUUUUUUAAAUGUCUUAUGGAAUGUAUCACUUUCUUAGAUCUUGUAGACAUGCUGUGGAAACCAUAACAUAAAAUAUGAGUUACUUACAAUAACUAAUUUUAAUCCCAUCUGCUAAGUAUGACAACAUUAGCAUUUCCACUUAAUUAAAAACACCCUUAAAGCAGCAAUGUUUUAAUCACUCCAUUUUAUUUACUCUCCUCCGGUGUCACUUAUAAUUGUAACUUUUUAUUUUUUAAUAAUGAGGGAUUUUUUUUCUCCUUGCAUCACACAAAAAAGUGCUGUCGAUAAUUAGCAGUCUUCUGUUAUUAGUAGACUCAGGUGUCACAACUGUGUCUCAUCCUCAUUACAGUAAAAAAUUUCACCUAUCAGAUUCAUUAUUGCUGGAUAAUGCGACUGAGAGCCUUUGCAGGCCCUCCAGAAAAGUAAUUCAGCCAAGCAAAAUUAUCAGCUAAUUAUAUUUAGAAUCAAAAGCCCAACAACUAUUUGCAGAUAAAUUGUAUGAAUUGAAGUGAAUAGAUCUGAAUAUUAAGAUUCAUAGAUUUAGCAGAUGAUUUGUUAAUUGGAAUAAAAAGGUCAUUUGCUAGUCAUUUUAACAAUAGAUCAAUUGGAACCCUAUUUAUUAUUUAACUGGUAGUGCAUAAGAAUUGAAAUGAUGAAUAAUCAUAUUACUGUCAUGAGAUGAUAAUUUCUUCAAAAAUAACAAAAUAUGAGGAACUUAUGAGAAUGGAUUUUAUAAAUUUCUUUUUUAAAUAGUGUGACCUUUGCAGCAUAUUUUAAGACUUAAGUCUAAGCUAAAGAGAUACUGCACACAAUAAGGUUUAGUAAUUUUAAAAGUCAAAAUUACAACCUAGUGGGCUGGCUUUUUUUUUUUCUUUAAUGAAUCAUAAAUAUAUUCACAAAAGAAUUAGCAAAUAAAAGUUGAAAUCCAAAUUAACAAGGUUUUUUUGUUUGUUUGUUUGUUUGUUUUGAAAUGAGUAUGGUACAUACUCAUACAAUCAGUCAGAAUGUAACUUGGCCUGCAAUUUUCUUUCAGAGAACAGCACACUCUAAUUCAACUCCAUUAUUAAAAAGCAGAUAACAUGUGCACUUUCUGAAAUGCCUGUGACUUCACUCUUUUGAUUUUAUGUAAUUAUAAGAGAAUGUUCAUACGUAUUUGCUUUUCCAUUGGCAUUGGAUUUUAAAACUGAGUAUCUGCAGAUAAAAUGCACAUUUUCUUUUCUUUCGUAAAGAAUAUCACCAGUUUAUGUGCUCAGAACUUUUGUGAGUGUCUGAAAAACGCAGCCUCUGUGCCAUUUACUGCUGUGCUUAUGAUAAGAAUGUCUGCACAUACCCUGUGUAUGUGGAGAAGAACUACGAGAUAUUCCUUUGGAUUUUAAAGCUAAAUAUUGGUCACUCGGUCUUGUGCCCUUUUACUGUCUUAUAGCUUAUUGUUUCAGCUCAGUUUCUUUCUCAACUUUGCAGCUCAAAGUAAUUUUUUUUUACCUAAACUAAUUUCAGUUAACAUAAUAGAAUUGAGAAAACACCGCCUACUUUAAAACAGCAUAAAUUGUACGUACUAUGUCACUGUAAAUAAGCAAGGUAAAUAUUGACAGAACUUCAAAUUAUUCUAAGGGUGAAAAAAAACUGUAGUUUAAAAUAAAAUUUUGUCUUUGGUCAACAUUUUUGUUGACUUUGAUGCAAGUCAGAGUUUCUUAUAAAAUAAACAUAUUUUAAAGCCUUUUGAAUUUUACCACAUAAUUCUUAGCCAAAAAUUAAUUAAUUAAUUAAAUGCAGUGCUAUCUUCAAAGUUUAUUUGUCAGAUCAAUAACCAUUCUGCAGGACAAACCUAACCAUUGAGACUGAAUACCCUCUCUCUCCUUAACCCUUACCACCACUAGAUGAAGAAAAACUUCAUCUAAGUGGCUCAUGAGAAAAUUCUCCCACAAAGUGAAACUUCACAGUUUCUUUGUUUUAUAGUAGAAGUACUCUUUUCUGAUAAAGUGGAAAAACAAGCUGCAUUUUUAAUCAUGAGAACAAAAUGUUUACUAAGAGCUUUUUUUUUUUCACUAAACAGGGGGAAAGUCAGCCUAAUAACAAAUUAGUUUGAAGCAUUUGAGUUUAAAAUGAAAAUUCUCCAUCACAACAGAUUGUAAAAAAAAAAAAAAAAAAAAUCUGAUGCUUUUAAAAGUGCUUCUAUGCUACAGCUCCAGUCUAGAAGUUAAGUAUUUGCUAUUGUAUUUAAACAUUUUUUGGAAAAUGCACAUUCUGGGGCAUUGCAGCAUUAUUAAGAAAAGCUGUCCAUACUUUACCAUGUUGUUACAUGUGUUUAUCUGCUGAUUAUAAAAUGUGCUAAACAGUAUUUUUAAAACAAAAAAAAAUGCAAAGCUACGCUUUGAUUAAUUCAGUGAACAAAACAUAUGCUCUUGGUUCUGUUCUAUGAAAUUCAUAUAUGAUCAAUAAAAUGUUUUAAAAGAGCAA
Molecule: messenger RNA, 4553 nt
Organism: Erinaceus europaeus (western European hedgehog)
Lineage: Eukaryota; Metazoa; Chordata; Mammalia; Eulipotyphla; Erinaceidae
Gene: QTMAN
Product: glycosyltransferase like domain containing 1
Exons: 12
Coding region: 393-1520 (375 amino acids)
Molecular function (GO): glycosyltransferase activity
Source: RefSeq, a predicted model, not a curated record